Bemisia tabaci is the source of this 1171-nucleotide messenger RNA. Lineage: Eukaryota; Metazoa; Arthropoda; Insecta; Hemiptera; Aleyrodidae. The record is from RefSeq and is a predicted model, not a curated record.
AGCAGGAGCUCAAGGCCAUUUAGAAAUUGUAAAACUCCUUGUCAAGAAUGGAGCUGAUGUUAAUAUGGAGAAUACUCUCAGUCCACCUCCGUUAUUUGCUGCUGCUUCAGGAGGUCAUGAGCAUAUAAUCAAAUUUUUGAUAAAGAAUAAGGCUAAGGUUAAUGCAAGACACACUAAUGGUUCCACAGUGUUACAAGAAGCUGCUUCGAAGGGUAAGGUUGAUGCUAUCCGUAUUUUAUUGCAGAAUGGAGCUAAAGUUUCAACUAAAGAUCACAAAGAUGUAACUCCAAUCCACGCUGCUAUUACUAGCGGAUGUAAGGACUCUGUUGAGCUUCUAAUCAACAAUAAUGCAGAUGUAAACAAAAUGUUGUAUUUAUGUACAGCUAUUAGUGGAGGUCAUGAGCAAAUAGUUCAGCUUUUGUUGGAAAAAAAAUGUCCGGCUCAUUCAAAAAUGUUAAAAGAUGGGUCAGCACUGUAUCUAGCCAUUCUAGAAAGGAGCAAAAAAAUUGUUGAGCUUUUGAUUAAAUAUGGAGCUGAUGUCAAUUCAAGUGAAUCAUCUCCCACUCCACUAAUGUCGGCAGUGCAGUCUAAUGAAGUGGAAAUUGUCGAAUUACUUAUAGCCCAUGGAGCCUAUGUCAAUGAAAACCAAAAGCAUCCGCUAUAUUUUGCCAUUAUCUUAGGUUUCCAGGAUAUAAUAGAGGCUCUUCUGAAAAACGGAGCUCAUAUCCAUCAUAAAGAAGUGGAAAAUACUACUUUCUUACAUUUAGCGGCUGUAAAGGGUGAUGAAAGGACAGUGAGUGCUUUGAUUUGUAGAGGAGCUGAAGUUAACGCUGUAAAUGUUAGAAACGAGACACCAUUAUUUCUGGCAUCUGCAGAAGGUCAUGAAGAAGUUGCCAAAAUUUUAAUUGCAAAAAAUGCUGACGUGAACAUCAUGAGUGAUUCUGGUACUGCUCUACACCUUGCUGUAGGUGGGAAACAUGCGGAAGUUGUUGAAAUUCUUCUUGAAAAUGGGGCAAUAGUUGAAACAAAAGAUAAUAAAAACAGAACCUCUCUCGAAUUGGCAAUUGCUCGUGCUGAUCUGCAAAUAGCCAAAAUGUUAUUUCAACAGAAUGAAGUAACUAUAAAUGCCCAAGGUAACGAUGGAUGGACAAUGCUCCACAUUGCUGCUCAA